AUGUUUCUUACUACAACAACAAAAUAUGGUUCAACAUCACAUUUAAAAUCUAGUAAACUACCGAGUAUCGCCUAUAAAACACGUCGUUUAAAAAAAAGUCAACCAAUGCAUUCAAUUACAUCUAGUCAACAUUCUACCAGAAGUUCAGACCGACAUCAUAAUACCAAUAUACAAUCUCAACAACUUUCAUCAAAUAAUGUUGGUGAUAAUGAUGUAUCAUUAUUAAAAGAGAAAUAUAGUGAUUAUUUAAAAUGGUUAAAAACAAAUAGAAAAUUUGAUAAUGAACUUCUUAAAAGUUCUCUAGCAGAAUUUGGCAUUGAACCAUCACAAGCUGAACAACUCGUUUCAACAUGUACAUGGUAUGUUUAUCAAUUUCAGAAAGAAAUUGGAGUAGAAAAUAUGGAAGAUAAUCAAAAAAAAAAUAGAAAAACAAUAAUCCGAGAUCAUUCAGAUGAACAAUCAUUAUCACGUCCAAAAUAUAACAUUUUACCUCCAAUUCAAGUCGAGUUACAAAAAUCUCCUAUCAUCUCCAAUAAUAUUUCAAUAAAAAAAUUUUCUGAUCUUCCUCGUAUUCAAUAUUCAAGUCCACUUCGUGCAACAAUAGAUUGUGAGCCAUUGACAUCUUCUCGACGCGUAGAUUUUGGUACUAUUAAUCAAAUACAACAACAUCAACAUUCUUUAUGGAAAACAGCAAUAUCAAAAGCAAAAGUAUUACCAAAACUUCGUGCAGAUACUUUAACUGACAUUACAAGUACUACCGAUGGAAUGUCAAAUGAUGGUAGUAGUGAUUUUGAUCCGGAUAAACUAUCGGAUUUAUUUUCAUCUCAGAGACUUAACCAAUCUCAACAUCAACGAUCCAUACAACAGGUAACACCUUUGAAACAUGGUCAAACACGUUCAAUUCUAAGAAAAUAUUUACAACAAACAAAGUCAACUCAGGAUGACAUAGACCAGAUUGAUAAUCGAAUACCAUUAGGUACAAGAUCACGGAAAAUGUUUGGAGGUAGUGAAUAUUUUGCUCAAAUAAUGAAUGAAUUAGAAACACAACCUAUUCAGAAAUCGUUGAAAGAUCGUAUAGUUUUUGGUAUGAUGACACCAUCAACAACAGGGGACAUUUCCGAUGACUUUUCAUUAGGCUUAGUUGAUAAAAAACAUAAACAAGAUCUAGGUCUGAUCCUAUCUCGCUAUAAAAAUAAGUUAUUUUUAAUCCGUUCGUCGACGGAUAAUGAAAUUCUGCCCACUAAAAAAAAAAUAUUAAAAAAUUUUAUUUCUUUAUGUCUGUUAUGUACGUUAAUUAAUUUGGCACAAGGAACAGUUAUGAAAUUAAAUGAAAAUAUUAAUUUGAAAGACAGUAAUUAUCAACAUAUGUAUCAUUUCACAGCAUCAUUACUAAUUGGUUUGAUGAAAGCACCAUUGAUGACAGUGCAAGGCAACUAUGUCACAGAAUUAAGUCUUUCUUAUGCCAGACAAACUAAUGAACCGAUAACGCCUAUUAUGUGUCAGUUUUUUGGAAUAUUUAAUGGUAUUAAUCAAAUAGGUGGUGUUGUUGGAAGUUUAAUCACUUAUUUUGUAUUUUAUGAGACUGAUUCAGCGUUUAAUAGUAAUCACAUUCACUGUGGUGCUACAUUUCAUGCAAGAGAAGUGGCUAAAUACCCCAAUAAAACAUUGUCCAUUAAAACAAGUUUUGUUACAUGUUCGGUUGGUCUUCAGUACAUUGCUACGUAUGGUCUGAUAUAUUCUAAUGAAAAUGAAGAAGAAACAACAGCUGCAUUUUCUAAUUAUGCUUUAUGGAAAUAUUUAGGUAGUUUUAUUUUAUCCGUAACUGCACCAUUACUACCUGUUCAUACCAUAUUGAUUAUGAUAGCAUGUUUAGUGUCGCUAUCCAUCAUUUGUUAUAUUAUAAUUCAAUCAAUAAAAAGUAGUUAG
This is a messenger RNA of Didymodactylos carnosus, 1926 nucleotides long. The record is from the annotation of a GenBank genome assembly. Lineage: Eukaryota; Metazoa; Rotifera; Eurotatoria; Philodinida; Philodinidae.